This is a messenger RNA of Penicillium crustosum, 2043 nucleotides long. RefSeq lists its product as uncharacterized. Gene Ontology annotation, cellular component: nucleus. The record is from RefSeq and is a predicted model, not a curated record. Bases 1 to 2043 code for a protein of 680 amino acids. NCBI's taxonomy places the organism in Eukaryota, Fungi, Ascomycota, Eurotiomycetes, Eurotiales, Aspergillaceae. Gene Ontology annotation, molecular function: DNA-binding transcription factor activity, RNA polymerase II-specific; transcription cis-regulatory region binding; zinc ion binding. Gene Ontology annotation, biological process: regulation of DNA-templated transcription. The transcript is spliced from 5 exons.
AUGGCCGGCCACUCGGCAGCCUACGGCCAAGCCUGUCUUGGCUGUUUCAAGACUAAAUGCAAGUGUAUUCCUCGUCCUGAAGGCAAUGGAUGCGAAAGGUGCCAUCGUCUUAAGCGCCCAUGUCACCCCGCUGAUGCGCUACGUCGCAGCGCUAAAAAGCAGAGCUCUUCGGACGCCCGUAUUGCGAAACUCGAGGGGACACUCGGCCAGCUAGUCUCGCUGCUCCAAGCGGACAAUGUCAACGUGGGCACCAUGAACAACGUCCACGGCAACGGAGUCGAUCCACCCCCUCCCAUCAUUGCAGACCCAGACGAGAUCGCAGAAGGGACCGGAGGGAGUGGCACUAUGGAGAACUCACGUGCCGCUCCUAUCGACGGAGACGACGAAGAUACCGAUGCUAAUAUCACCGGUAUAUCUGGCUCUUGGUGGGCGGUAAGCAAUACGAGCAGCGUCAGCGCCAACGGUAUCCGUCUCGCCGAAACUCCAUCCUUGACUGUGUCGGAAAUGGUUAUGUCGCCCUCUGUAUCUCCAUCAUCUGCAUCAAUAUCUGUUGACACGUUCAGAUCCCGUAUGCUGCAUCACUUUCCCAUUGUUCAUUUGCCUGUCCAUCUCACGGCCGAGCAGUUGCAGCUAAACCGGCCGUUCUUGUUCCGCGCAAUUAUUUGUGUGACAUCGGCAUCGGCUGAGGAGAAGAGGGCAAGCUCCCUCGAAUUGAAGCGUGUCCUCUGUGAGACAGCAUUUCUCAAACAGUCGCCGCAGAAAAAACAGCAGCAACCACACCAAACAGUCGAUAUGCUACUAGCUCUUCUUGUCUACAUCUCGUGGGGCUGGGAGCACCUACACAGCCGUCAAAGUCUGUCUCGACUCAUGGGGGUGGCUAUCUCAUUGGUUGGGGAGUUGCAUUUUCUGGAUCAGGCUGCACCAGAAAUUGCGCAUACAAUAAGCCAGCUCGAACUAAAAAGCGGCUUUGACGGUGUGUAUGGGAGAACGUCAGAAACUACGGCAACAACGGCAGCGACAAGAACGACGGGUGCUGGAGUGACUAAUUCCCAGUUCUACCUCGAGCACCAGCGGGCCAUUCUAGGGUGCUUUGUGCUUGGGUCGGCCGUUUCUGCAUACUUCUCCCAAAUCGAUGCGCCGCGCUGGAUACCUCAGAUGGACGAGGGCCUUGCUGCCCUUAUCGCGAGCGGCUACAGCGCCGGCGCAGAAUGUCCAUCUGAUGCUGCCCUAGCUAUUCAGGUCCGGCUACAACUGCUCGCUAUGAAGGCUGCCCAGGUCCGUGAGCGAGCCCAACUCCCCGGACCACCCUCCACCGGAGACUCUUUCACCUCAAGCUCUCUUACUCUGAUGGGGCAGUUACAAGAGCUCAGGGCUUCUAUCCCUCCGGCCUUCCAGCAGCACUUUGUUCUCCUCGCUCAGACAUACUAUACCGAGAUGUGCAUUAUCGAAACCAUCCACAUCCAGGACCCCGCUCGCCCGCAACCGCCAAUAUGUGGGCCUACGCGCAUCUCCUGCUUUUGGCAGUCAGCUCUCGCGAUUAAGUCGUGUACAUCGACUUUUCUAACUCUUUCGCCGUCUGGGCUUCUUGGUGUUUCCUUUGUCCAGUGGGCUCAGCUGGCACGAUGCGUGGCCACCCUGCACCAACUCAGCACGCUCCAGGAGCCUGGCUGGGAUCUAGCCACUCUGCGCAGCCUUGUUGAUCUUCCUGUGUUGCUAUCCUGCACGGCAGACAAGUUAGAGCGCGCUGCUGCUGAAGCUGGAGAACACCGGGUGUCAGUAGACGGUGUAUUCACACAACUGGCCCGCGGCCUACGUAUGUUCCAGUCAGGUUAUCACGGUAGAAUACCAAACCAACAGGAGGAAGUGCAUAAACCAAAAGAAGCAGGAGGUAUUUCAUGGACCAGAGCGGGUGCGGAUACAGCUACAGUUGCGACUGCAGAAGCAGAUACAGAUGCUUUGGCAAAUGGCCAACAAGCAGAAUACUUGAGUCCCACGUCAUGGCUGGAUCGAUUUUUUGACUACGAAGAUCAGACGAUGACUUGA